This is a messenger RNA of Arachis duranensis, 1263 nucleotides long. RefSeq lists its product as uncharacterized. Bases 287 to 676 code for a protein of 129 amino acids. The record is from RefSeq and is a predicted model, not a curated record. The transcript has 8 exons. NCBI's taxonomy places the organism in Eukaryota, Viridiplantae, Streptophyta, Magnoliopsida, Fabales, Fabaceae.
GACUAUUUUUGUAGACUUUAUCCUAUUUGUCAAAAUGAUUAGAUCUAGCUUUUUAAUGUUGAUGGCUUGUUUAUUUCUUCCUUUUCUUGUUUGUGUAUGAAGAUAUGAAGGUGGCCACCAUGCUUGUGGAUCCUGCUGGAUUGUCAAGCUUACUACCUCUGCCUUGAAAAUUAUGGUGCUUCAAAGGGGCUAAUUUGAAAAGCUCUUACUGAACCUGGGGUUAAGCAUGCGUUGAUUGCAAUACAAGUGCUUCAGCAGGUUGCUUAAGAGAUUGGACUUUCCAGAAAUGAAGUUCAGCUUAUACUUAUGGGCUAUGAGCUUCCUUGCUGCUCUACUGGUGAAGGAUCUUGUGUUUCAAAUGGAGCAUGUGAAGAUUGCACAACAGGAUAUCCUUAAAUGGUGCAACGGAAUUGUAGGUUUAGGUUUUUCUUUAAGAAUUGAGAUUCUUAGCACAAUGAGAGCAGUCCAAGGUGCACUAAUAGUAGCAUCAUGCAUACAAAUAAUUUUGGGAUUUAGUCAAAUAUGGGCCAUUUGUUCCAGGUUUUUCAGUCGACUUGGAUAUAAAUACUAUUCUGAUUCUGAGUCAUUUGUGUUAGGUUGGGAGCUGGGUCGAAAUUGGAAUUCCCAUGCUAAUACUGUUUAUAGCCUUAUCUCAGCUGCCAACUUAUCCUGCUAGCAUGUUUCUUAGUAAUGCUAAUGGAACAGUUUCGCAAUAGCAUCAAGGUGAAAAAUUGUGUACAAAUCAUUCUAGCAACAAUUUCUUCUUCCUUUUGUGGUUGUUGUUUGUAAAGUUUCAAUAAAGAAUCGUUCAAUUGCUGCCAUAUUUCUUCAUUUUAUUUAAAGCAUAUACUUGCACUAAAUUAUUUGUCUAAAAGAAAUGAAUGAGAGAGACUAUAUAUUUUAAUUACUGCCAUAUAUUUAUUUAUUUAAUUCAAUUGCUUCCAUAUACUUGCAGAAAUUAUAUUUCUUCUACUUUCUUGUGAGAGAGACUAUAUUUGCAUCACUCACUUCCCUAAAAAUAAGAAAAAUUACGUAGUGUGUUGUGUUCUUAUUACUGUCAUACAUUGAAUCAAUAAGCUUUCUAGUAAAAAUUUUUAGCAAGCACUAUUUUAUUUGAUGAUUCUAUUUUGUUCUUUUUAACAGGCACAAAAGGAAGAAGAACUUCCAGAGCAAGUUUUGUGCUGCUUAAGAUUGAACAAAAUUGAUUUUUUUCUUGCAUUUCUUGUGCUCAUAAUAAUUAUAUUUUUGUUGUAGGGAUUGGAU